AUGGACGCUUUCAAAAAUUUUCUCAAAAAGAAGAAAGUUGAGAAGCACUUCAAGAAAUCGGGCCCAGGUCAAAAGCUUGAUACUGGUUCGAGCGCGCCUGCUCCAAGCAUACAUGCUGGUGCAGCGCAGGGUGGCGGAAUUGAUCGUAUCGCUGCUGCCGACAUUGCUGCGCAAGCUGCUAUGAAAAGACUCUACAAGGAGCCUCCUAAAAUUAGUGCUGGCCAGAAGAAAAUACAGAUGAUCGCCCAACGUGAACUUGAGGAAGAACGGCGUCGUCAAGAUCCCAGAUAUGCCAUGGAGCAACUAGGCUUGCAGGAGAAAAGGUAG
Molecule: messenger RNA, 327 nt
Organism: Cylicostephanus goldi
Lineage: Eukaryota; Metazoa; Nematoda; Chromadorea; Rhabditida; Strongylidae
Source: the annotation of a GenBank genome assembly